AUGCUCGGCCAAAACGCGAACGUUGCAAUCAAUCCCGCCACUGCCUCGUUUCCCCCCGUCCAUCCCUUUCCGCAGCCUACAAACUAUCUGCCGCAGUUCUCGCAAAUGAGCUCGAACUGGGAGAGUCAGCCUUCUCCUUCGGCGCUGGAACGAUAUUUGCUGCCGACGGGGCCGAUCGCGCAACUUUACCAAAUUGCCAAUUUUGGAAGCUUAAAUGGCUCCGACAAAAGAAGAAAACGAAAACCAAAGCAAAAAGCGGAGGAAACAGCGCAAAAUGAAGAGUUGAAUUCAGAAGAAGAUCCGACUCAAAAAUGGCUUAAAGCUGGUGGUCGCCGGAAGAGAACUCCUUACAAUUCCCGUCAGUUGAUGGAGCUUGAAGCUGAAUUCUGCCUCCAUCCUUACCUCACUGCUGACAGAAGAGUUCAACUUUCAAACAUCACUAGAUUGUCCGAGCGACAGGUCAAAAUCUGGUUUCAAAACAGAAGAAUGAAGUGGAAAAGAGAAAAGAAAGGAAAAUCAAUCGAGUCGAAAAUUUAUGAAGAAUAA
This is a messenger RNA of Oikopleura dioica, 546 nucleotides long. Lineage: Eukaryota; Metazoa; Chordata; Appendicularia; Copelata; Oikopleuridae. The record is from the annotation of a GenBank genome assembly.